Molecule: messenger RNA, 3191 nt
Organism: Penicillium brasilianum
Lineage: Eukaryota; Fungi; Ascomycota; Eurotiomycetes; Eurotiales; Aspergillaceae
Source: the annotation of a GenBank genome assembly
GCCGGCAUUAUCCAUUCGAGCAUUCGAGUAUACGGGCAAUUGCAUAGCGUUUGUUUUUUUAGUUCUGAUUACUGCCUUCCGUUGCUGCUUUUGACCUCGUUAGAUCGGCACGACAAGAUGCACACGACCUUUUAAACGCGACUAUGACCACGCGCGCACCUCCCAGCGCCCUCGACCCCCUCAGUUCCUCCUCGCUGAACAAGCUGCACGAAACCCAACCACCUGCGAAGAAACGCAAGAUCGGGACCGACAGUGCUGUGUGCCGGCUCUCAACAAGCUCAAUCGUGAUUCGAGCCCAUGCAGCGUCCUUAUCAGAUGAACCGCUGAUCCUCGAGCCAAUCUGUCUAAUCCCUCGAUCUCGAUGCCCACUAUCAUGGCUUGAGGAUACGUCUUGGUCGCGCUCCGAUGCCCGGCCCGGCGGUCUCUUCGUCGCCGACAUCCCCGCUCUCGAAAGGGACUUGCGAAGUUGCGCCGAACCGACGGUGCUGGCGGUCCGAUUAGCCGCAAAUGGGGGUCUCUACGUUGUCGAGCGAGUCAAGCGGGGCAUAUACUCUCUUUCUAGGCUUGCACAAUGGGUGCAGGAAGGCGACGUGGUCGUCGUGGUCAAGGGAUGGCAAGGGUCGGGGGACGUUGUCAUGGAUAUCGACGCCGAUGACAAGCCAUGCUCAGCGAUAGAUGCUCUCGAUUGGUGGCAGACUGCGCAAGUUGAGGAGCCACCCUCUGAUCUGGGCCUGGGCGAGGAGUUCGCUGGGUUGCAGGUGGAUGUUGUAUUUGCGUCUUCGGAGACCGAUACCCAGGUACAACCAUCUUUCGUGGAUAUACUUGAAUACCGGAGCCAGUCUCUUGCGCCAGCUGUGACUGGAGAUGAUUCCCAGAUGGAUACUUCAUUUGAACCCGGUGAUUCGCGAGUCCUCGGCAUUGCAGGCUCUAUAGACAUUGAUCCUGUUCCGGAUACGAAGCAAUCUCCAGAAGAGUUACUCAAAGGGAUGCGAGAGCACUAUCUGCAAGCACUCUAUAUCUCGAAGACAUCUUUGGCCUAUUUUGCCAAGGGACCAUUGACACGCUGUCGGACCGCUUUCCAAAAUCCCGACCUCGAGCAAACCCAAACGCCCGAUCAACUCAUUGACUUCUACCGAGAGGCCGUAUUAGCUGCUAAAAAGAUGGACAUCAAAUACCGCGAGUCUCUCCCCGCAUCGGUUCGCGAAGCCGUGCUCGCUGUCUCUGACGACGAGGCUGCUCUAACCAAAAAGCGCAAAACUAAGAAGCAGAAGAAGAAGCUAGGCAAGAAUGGCCUUUACCCUGAAGAGGACGAGUUUUUCCGUAAAUGGUGGAAAGAUCGGAGCAUGGUAGAGGCCUCGACACAAGAAGGCUCCCGUGAGGCGGAAACGAAAAAGCAUAUUUCCGAUCUGCGACUGCGCGAGACACAGUUACAGAUCCUAUUGAUCUUGGAAGUCAUGGCUUUGGAGUCGACUCCCAUUGACAAAAACAACGCGGAAAGUGGCACGCCAGCUGGCCAAGAGACAACAAACACACCCAAAAAGAGGACCAAAAAGCCUCAAGAUCUGAAUGUACUUCUCGAAUUGCACCUAGAUCGACUUUGUAUCUGGCACGCUGUUAGCAUGGAUGAAUCCACGGCUGCUGACUCGGCAAAGGCGUCAUCCUUCACCGACGGCCACAACUCCGGGAAGAAAGUUGAGAGUGACGCAGUCCGCGACUUUUGCACGGAAGUCGUCAUCCCGUUCUAUGCAUCCCGACUGCCCGAAAAAUGCAAGCUGAUUACGCGCAAGUUUGGCGUGUCUGGUGGCAUAUCCCCUGCGGCCAAGAAGACCCAAUCGUUGACCAAGGCACGCCGCCCAGAACCGGGCUCUGAUGUCAAGCGAGACCCGCCGGGGCAAAAGCCUCGACGAUCACUUCAACGUGUUCUAACGGACGAAAGAGCGGCAGCGUCGCAAAUUCGCCACCCAUCGCUGAGUCGGUCCAAAACCGCCCCAACUCAGCACGAUACAAAACGUGAUUCCCUAGAGCCAAUGCUGCCAACGGUUAUGAGUGGCAGCGUCCGUGGCGGUAUACAGGUCAAGCGAGUGGAAAAUCGCGAGAUCGAUCUUAACGCAGCUGCCCGACAACACGAAAGCAAGUUGCGCAAGGUGCAGAUGUUGGCUGAUCAGAAGAAGGAACUGGAUAACGCCAUUCAAACACUUCGCAAGCCGAAUCGGGAGGUCGUUGCUCGGGACAUUGCUGAAGAUGCCUCUAAACGAAUAUCUACUGGCGGGGGCAGCUCUCGAAAGUCAAAAAAUCCUGUCCGAAAUCCACUUGGCGAGGGUGUGCAGGUCAUGGCUACACCUCGUGGAAAUCGGAGGAAGGAUGCAGUUGUGGGACUACCCCCUCUACCGCGCAGCUUGGCGCCUUCACGGUCUUUCGCCGGAGAGAUGGAAUAUCACUCUCUUGCAGAGUCUCCCGUCAUGAUCCCCUCGUCCACUCGGCGGGCUAUCUCAUUCUCUGGUCCUGAUUCAACACCUUUUAGUUCUCAACGGGCUUCAAGAAAACGGCAGCGCGAGCCGCAGCCCCAGACAACUGGACUUGGCUCAAUUGAGGAAACACCUACCCGCCCUCCCUCCAAGUUAUUCUUCGAUAGCCAAGGUACAGACCUAUCACAUCGUCCGUCUAUGUCUAUGCCUUCAGGCAAAGGCAAAGGUCUUUUCCGUGUACCUGAUCUCCCCGUGCCUCGAUCCAAUGACGCCGACCCAUUCUUACAACCUCAACUUACUGCACCAACUACACCUGUGUCAUCCCGCCGCAAGAAUAUCACGAUGGCUCUCAACUCGUCUCCAAAUUCAGGAAGGUCCCCGCAAGGUCCCAGGUCUUCGAUGAUCACCGAAACUCCUCCCAAGCAGCAAGGCCCUAAUCCAUUGCUUGCUCCUCGAUCAGUACCCUUGUUCGCUCCUAGCACAUCCCAGGUUCCGUCUUCCCCAGCUGUCAUGGGGUCGCCCAUCAAAAGUGCUCCUCUUAUACCGGUUACACCGGAGAAGGCACAGACGAAAUCGAUUUAUGAGCAGCUGGGCUGGGACGACGAUGAGAUGGACCUGUGAGGUAUCUUUCAAUGUACUGGCUCAGUUUCCGGGCUGAUAUUUAUCUUGUCCCUGUUCUGCAUUUUGCGAAGGCGCUUCGUGGUAGCAUAGAUAUCCAAUAUCAUA